AUGGAGCUGGCGCUCAGCAGCCCGUCAGGGCUGUCUGGCAUCUUGGCGAGGACGGACUGGUCCGAGCCCUGGCUGGUAGGGCUGGCGGUUUUCCACGUCCUCUGCUUCCUCCUGACGUGCGUCUCUUUCCAGCACUACCGGGUGCAAAUAGGGCACUUCCUCUGCAUGGUGGGCUUGGUGUACUGCGCUGAAUAUAUAAAUGAAUUAGCAGCCAUGAAUUGGAGGCUGUUUUCUAAAUACCAGUACUUUGAUUCAAGAGGAAUGUUUAUUUCACUUGUGUUUUCAGCACCACUGCUGGUGAAUACUAUUAUAAUUGUGAUCACCUGGGUUUACAGAACUUUGAAUGUAAUGACUCAACUGAAGAUGCUACAGCAGAGAAUAAAAGCAGAGAAAGAGAAAAAAAAGUGAAAGCACCUAACACUAUUUUUUUUAAAAUUGUAAUAGUACUUGUGAAGGUAACGAGUCCUUCAGUCUGUUUAUUCA
Messenger RNA from Mesitornis unicolor (brown roatelo), 483 nucleotides. It is a transcript of the gene TMEM18, whose product is annotated as transmembrane protein 18. Lineage: Eukaryota; Metazoa; Chordata; Aves; Mesitornithiformes; Mesitornithidae. The record is from RefSeq and is a predicted model, not a curated record. Bases 1 to 408 code for a protein of 135 amino acids. The transcript is spliced from 5 exons. Gene Ontology annotation, cellular component: nuclear membrane.